Engraulis encrasicolus (European anchovy) is the source of this 1814-nucleotide messenger RNA. RefSeq lists its product as uncharacterized. The transcript has 7 exons. The coding region runs from base 139 to 1698 and encodes 519 amino acids. Lineage: Eukaryota; Metazoa; Chordata; Actinopteri; Clupeiformes; Engraulidae. The record is from RefSeq and is a predicted model, not a curated record.
CACAGAGAGACAGUCAAGAACCGCUAUAUAAAUAGGCUACAGACUUAGUUUGGCUUUACACGCUGAGCUACACAAGAACCAUCUGAAGACCAUCAACACACAGACACAGGACAAGACAAGAGCCUCUCUGAAUCCAAGAUGCGGUCGUUCAGAAUGCCUCAACAGACCUUGAAUAAUUUCUACUCAGGGGGUGAAAGCCAGCAGCAGCAGCAGCAGCAGCAGCAGCAAGGCAUCAACUAUGGUGAAUUAAUCUUACCUGAAAACCAGCAACAACAAGUACAACAGCAUGAUUCAAGCCUCGAUGAAUUAGGCCUAUUGGUGGACUAUUCACCAUCAUCAUGGUCAGAUCUACCCCUUGAUGAAAUUAUUGACUUUGAUGAAUUAGUAAACAUACCUUCUCAAGCAAUACUCAACGAUCAAGACAAUCACUCAGUAGCAGCAGCAGUAGCCUCAGUAGGUUGCCACGCAGUGACUGAGCCGUCGACAUUGUCACAGUCACUUCAGUCAACCAUUCAUGCGCAACCAACACAGCAGGCGCUGCAUCUGUAUCAAUCAAGCAUUCAGCUACCACAACCACCACCACCACCGCCGACAGAACUGACACAACCAACACAGCAGGCGCUGCAUCUGUAUCAAUCAAGCAUUCAGCUACCACAACCACCACCACCACCGCCGACAGAACUAGCACAUGUAACGGUUCCACCCAUAGUCAUAUCUACGGGGGGUUACGUGCAGACAACUGAGCCUACCGAGACUGACGUGUCUGAUGACGUCGGAGCCAGUCUGGGGAACCCUGAAGUAUCGCAUAGGCCAGACACACAGGAGACGCACAAGGCCAGCCUGAAUCUACAACCAUUGACUACUAUAUGCCACGGAGAUGUGAUUGAUCAAAACAAUCUGAACACUCCUGACAAGACUCAGAUACCUUCGACAUCCUCGCAGCCGGCUAAAAGAACCAGGAAACGUAAACACACGAACACGGAUUCAAGUAUUCCUGAAGAAAGGUCAACUGUGGCCAGUGCAGGGCCACUGCAAGAUCUACAACAAUUCACAACUAACAUCAGAGCAUAUUGGCCCCAGCGAGCAUCGGGAGUCAACAGCAGCAGCAGCAGCAGCAGCACCAGCAGCAGCACCAGCAGCAGCACGUCGACCAAUGUGGGGAGAAAGGUGAUAACACCAAAGAGUAAACGAGGGGUCGGAAAGGGGAAAAAUUUGUGGUGGAAUAGAUCUACCCAAUCGCAUGAGAAUAAUGUUUCUAGACAACAGUCACAACAACAACAACAACCACGACCCUUACAGCAACACAACAUCAAUGUGAUGCCGGUUGUGAAAAAACCUAAACACAAAUUUGUAUCUGGGAUGAAAGAUUUACGCACGCUGGUUCAGACUGACAAAAAACCAACAGGCAAUCACGUAGCAGUCCAAACAGAUUCCCACAGAAUCACACAGUCGUUUAGCACCGAGAGAGCUGUCAAGCAAAUCCUAGCCAAGAAUAUUGAAAAUCGUUCUAUGUUAUCAGAUGUCGGAAAAUAUGCUAAUGAUGUGUUGACAACACCUCUUCAGGACAUAUUGAACUCUAUACAGAACAACCUGGCAAUCAUCGCAACAGCCAAUAUGAACAACUGUGACAUAAACGAUGAUAUGGUACCAGCCACAGGAUUAACAGUCGAUAAAAUUCUCAGAUUCAUGCCUAGAUAAUAAUAAGAAUGCAGGACUAUUAUCUACAACGAUUCAGUGUAUCGCAAUCCUUUUAGUAGUCUGGUUCUACGUAAAAUACUUUUGAGAAAUUGUGUAGAAUUAUUGACUAGUUUUAU